This is a messenger RNA of Drosophila elegans, 2172 nucleotides long. It is a transcript of the gene dgt5, whose product is annotated as augmin complex subunit dgt5. Lineage: Eukaryota; Metazoa; Arthropoda; Insecta; Diptera; Drosophilidae. The record is from RefSeq and is a predicted model, not a curated record. The transcript is spliced from 5 exons. The coding region runs from base 91 to 2172 and encodes 693 amino acids.
CAGCCCUGGCUCUCUUUUUGUUUGUAUUGGUCACUGGCCGGUUCAAAUAACAGCGCUUUGUUUUGCGAAAAUCAUAAAUAAUUGCACAUCAUGGCUCAUCAGGAGAAAAUAGCUGAAUUUAAGAACUGGGCCACCAGUCUGGGAUGCCCGCCCUCUGCCCUGCCCACUGAUGAAGCGCUGCGAAGGAUCCUAAAAACCGGCUCCAGUUUGCUACUGAACCAGCUGCAAUCCCGCAUCCAGCCGGUGGAGUAUGUACGCGAGGUGCGCGAGAACCUACUGAUUGCCCAAGUGGCCCGCCACAAGGACAAAAUAGUGACGCUGGCUUCCCGAAGUUUUCUGCCUCCAGAGCUGCAGCGAUACCAAAAAAUCCAGGAGCUGAAGAAGGAAGAGGAGAAGGCGGAUCUACAGCUGGUCGAGGCCAGAAAGGAGUUCCAGAAACUAUCCGCCAGCAUCAAGACCAAGAACAUUCAAACAAUCAAAGCCGAGAACCGCAAGCAAUUGCUCGAAGCUAAAUGCAAUAUCCUGGAACUCAAGCUGGAGUCGCUGAACAAGGACUACGAGCAGGAAAAGAAGAACAAGGCCCAGAUCCUGGCCACUACGCCCGUAAAGCUGAGUGCCAAGAAUGCCAGCGAGGUGCAGGCCACUCGAGCCGUGGAGCAGGCACUCAAGCAGCUGGAGACAUUCUACGGGAUGUGCGAUGAGGGAAAUGCGGUACACAGCCUGGCGGAGGCCAAGCAGCGCCUGUGGGAUGACAUGCGGGCCACUUUUGCCGACACACCCAAUGCCCUGCUCCUGAACGUCAUCGUAAAGAUCAAGGAGGAGCAGCUGCAGCACAUAAUGCAUUUGAAUCAGACCAGAGGCACAUGCACCAUGGCCAAGACACCGCUAAACAACUACGAGGUAAAGUUGCUAAAGACCAAGGCCGAUAUGCUGGGCCUCGCUUCCAAAUUCUUUACGGCCCAAAGGGAGUUGGAACAGAAGGAGGAACGCUUUUGCAAGGAGUACAGCCUCUUUGUGGACAAGCUGCAAACGAAGGUAUACAGCAUCAAUGGCAUCAGCUUGGGCGAUGAGGAGUACGCCGAUGAACUAAUCAGCGACUAUCUGGUGCAGUACAACAUGCGAAAUUUCAAUCGCGCUCAGAACGAAUUCCUGCGCGAGCAGAUCGAGCAACUGCGUCUGGAGCUGGAUGCGAGCGCCAAGCAGCUGGAGAACCACGACCUUAAGCUGGGCUCUGUCAAGCAGGUGUAUGGCGACGUCAAUGCCAGUAUCAAUCGCAUCCAACAGGACAUGGUGCAGCUGUCGCAGAUCAAGGAGAAGAUCCUCUAUUCGCGCAACAUGAUGAAGAAUCUGCUGGACGACAUGCAGGCGGCCGCCCAGAAGCAGAAUGCCAAUUCGCAGCUGAUGAGCACCAAGCUAAAGGUCAGCAACAUGUCCAUCCUGGGAGCGGAGAGCUUUUGCCUGGCCAAUGAUAGUGUGCUUUCCAGCACCAAGGUGGAUUUCGAUGGCAAUUGCAGCACCAUGAACUCCUCGAUGCGUCGCAGCUUUGACAACAAAACAAUGAUGCCUGGGGGUGCAAGUACCACCACUAUGGUUGCCGCAUCCGCAGCCACUGUGCCCUCGCACUUGCUGGAAGUCAAUACCUUUGUGGACAUACCUCUGGAGAAGUUUAGCUGCAUGCCACGCGCCAGUUCCUUUCUGCUGUCGGCCAAUCCGCUCAUCGUCGAGGCCCAAGAGCUGGCCUCCACCGUUCAAUUGGCGCCGGGCUAUUUGCUAACUCCCUUCGGCGCUCUGCAGGAAGUCCGCAAACGCAUUUUGUGGGCGUCGGCAAUUGCCGCACACACGUCUGACUUGAAAUUGAAUUUGCAGCCGUUAAUUGUUGAUCCGCACGAUUUGAGGCUUAGGGCGAGUCGUCAGCACGAGGAAAUUGACCAUUUGCUGGACAACCUGAUGGCCAUUGGAGUGAAGACACAGUUGCAACUGGAAAAGGCCGAGCGCAUCUACCACUUCCUGCUCGAAAAUCCGUUGCGUCGCUAUGUUCCCCCUGGAAAGCGAUAUAACAAUGGAAGUUUCGCGGACUACGAGUCCGAGUUCAAUCUCUACUAUCGCAUGGCCACCAAUGGUGGAGGUUCGGUCAACUAUACCAGUGGAAAACAUCCCGAGAGUCGCGUUUAG